This is a messenger RNA of Vicia faba (fava bean), 3372 nucleotides long. The record is from the annotation of a GenBank genome assembly. Lineage: Eukaryota; Viridiplantae; Streptophyta; Magnoliopsida; Fabales; Fabaceae.
AUGGAUAGAACCAGAGAGUCUAGAAGAUCGUCUACCAACGGAUUUCCAAAGCUCAAACAUCGGAAUAUUGCUCUCAGAGAUUCUUCCGAGGAUGGAGCGGUGGUGGAGUUGAGGGAAGUUCCGAGUAAGAGAGGAAGGAAUCGUGAUAAGGAUAGGGAUAGGGAUUCUUCGAAUAUGAGUAAGAGGAGGAGAGGCUCUCACUGUCAAAUAGACGAAGAUGAACACGGCACUGAAGAGAGCAUCGGAAAUGAACAAGAUAGUAAUUAUCGAGACGGUGGUUUAUCCCGGAUCCGUUUCCCGACGGCGUUGGUCUCCGAUCAAAAUCAUCGUCGGAACUCCAUGCCGGAAAAUCCGCAGGUGUUUCAGAGAACCGACGAGAUGAUCGGUGUUGUAGUUCCGAGGAAAGCUCGUUCAGCUUCUGUGAAAAAGUCACACGAAAAGUGGAUCACUGCACGCGGCGGUGGGGAGGAGUAUAGUUUUCGGCGGCAGCCUAAUUCUCCGGGAGGAGCAGAACUCUUGCCGACCACGGCCUUGCCUUCUUUGAAUGUUUCUUCUAAGCAGAAGAUGAAAGCGAUUGGAGAUAUUGCUAAAACAUCGAAGCCGUCUUCAUCUGACAUGGAGAUUGAGAUAGCUGAGCUUCUAUAUGGUUUGAUGACUUCCAAGAACCAUGAGUCUUCAUCGCAAAAGGUUGAAGCAACCAUCAAUCACAACACCUCUAUUGAUGUUGAGAAGAAGAAAUCGGAAGACUGCAGUUCAACUGAAGAGUCGAUCAGGAUUCAGAGGGAUCAACCUGCUGAUGUGGACUGUCAUGAUGAUAAUGCUACUUGUCAUGAGAAUGAAUCAGAGGUUCAAAGAGAGGACAUUGGGGAAGACAAAGUUUAUUUGGGUGCUGGAAUUGGUGGUGCUUCAGCAGAUGGAAAACCUUUAUCCACCACAUGGGGGUCACAAUCAUGUCCAAAGUUAGAUGCUGAUAAACAGGGUUCAGGAUCAACUAGAGUGAUGCCUUCUGCUCUGGAGGAUAAUACUCAAAGAGUAUGCAAGUUUGAGAUAGAUUUGAUGCAGGCUCCUCCUCCUCCUAUGUUGCUGUCCCGAGAAGGGAAUCAUUUGUCACCAAGCAGUUUCACAUCAGAAAUUAAAAAGUUGGCACCGGAUUUGGAAAUGAUGAGCGAAGAUAGUAUCAAGGUUAAAGACAAGGUGGAAAGACUAGUUACAGUAGAGAAAGUACCCGAAGAAAUUGAAGGAGCAGCAAAGAUGGACGUGUUUAAGAAAAAGUUGGAUGUGUUAAAACGUUGUAUGGUGAAGCCAAACAAUGACAAUGAGAUAAAGACAAACAAUAAAUUAGAAGAGCAUGAUAGAAAUAAGGAACAUCUUACUGCAUUGUCAAAUCCCAAAGUGGAAAAAAUUGCUCAUUCUAGUACAGUGCCUCUAUCAGCCGCUGUAUCAGGACCGCCGGGCAGUCUCUCUCCAAUUGUGAAGACAGAUAAAACCACUGGAUCAUCAACAGCACAGCAUGUUAAUUCCGUUUUCUCUCAACCACAACGAAAGAGAUGUGCAACCCAUUAUCACAUUGCUCUUAACAUCUUACACAAGCAGUUCACAAAGACAAACCCCCUUCUGUCAGCAGGCUCUGGUUCAAUUUGUGGCACAAAAACGAACAAUGUCAACUGUCUUCUCUCGGCAGAAAGUAUGGUUGUUAGCAAGCAAUCUCAGAAACACUUGCCAGGUUUAAACCAAAAUUGUGCACGAGAGAAAGGGUUGGCUGUCACAGGUGAUCAUAAUCUCAGAGCUACUAAAAGUUCUAAUAAUGCCAAUCCAGUAGAUUCGACACAUCAGAUGCAGUUUGUGCUACAAGGCCAACACCAACAAGGUCAACACCCCGGAUCAACUGGGAAUCUAGUGCAUGGUCCUGCAUUCAUAUUUUCACCGGCCCAUUAUCAAGCAUCAGUUGCAGGAGCUUCUAAUCAGGUGGGAGGUGCGAAUUCUCCUAACAAUGCUUCCUCAUCUAAUAGGUCCCGGCAUUCAAUUGCCGAAUCUCCCUGUACAUCCUCAACUUUGCCAGCAGCUGCUUCUGCAAUGAGCUUUAGCUACCCUCAUUUUUCAGCUAAUAAUCCUUCUUAUGCGACUAUAGUUCACAAUAACGGGUAUUCAUUCCCCAUUUCGACCACUUCUCUUGGAGCAACUGCAGCAAUCAGAGGAUCCACAACAGCACCCUCACUCACAAGCACUACUGCAGAACGACAGUCACAAAAACAACAGACUCCACAGUCACAUCCUCACAAGCAAGAGACUGAGGUGAGUGGAAAUAAUGUACAGUCUUUUGCUAAUCAUGCAUCUUACCCAAUAAAGAAUUCGCAAGGGCAGAACUUCACGAUUCCAGUUCAGUCAGUGAACUUUUCUUUCAAGCCAAGUGCAACAUCCGAUAUUGUUGGUGGCAACAUUAAGCAGCAACAGGCUUUAAAUGGGGGAGUUGAGAAUCCACUGGUAAUUCAAAGUCUGCCUGAUGUUGCACGCCAAGGAUAUCAAGCUGCAAGUACACCUCAAACUGUUCAGCAGAAGACUUACUCAAUUACUGUGGAGAAGAGAGGAGGAAAUUCCUCCCACCAAGAUGAUGAAAAAAAAACCACUCAUAGUAAGUCAUCAACUAAUGUGCCAACAACCCUUGUUUUUGAUAAUUCGUCAAAGAAUAUUAACUUUGUGCUAUCUCCUUCAAAUGGAAACCGGCCUAGUCACUCCAUUGCUUCAAAUGUGAUAACAACCAUGCCUUUUUCCAGUAAUACUUCAAGUUCUCAACAGUCUUCGCAAUUGCUUCAGAAGCAGCAUGGUAUGCAACAACAGCAACCUGCAACGGCUAUUCGAAAUAAAGCUUCAUCCACCAAUACUGGUUCUGCUACAAAAUUUGCUAACAAUGGCCCUGUUUUCUCACAAAGUCACACUCAAUUCAAAAGUUCUAACCAAACUUCUCACUCUAAGAUCACGGGAAGAACAGUGGGUUCUCAUGCUAAUCAUUCAUCUAGUAUAACAUCCAAGACUCCAAUCGCCAAAAAUAUUUCUCAGGAGAAAGGAAGAGGGUCACAGGGUCAUAUGCAAAUUUCUUUUGGAGGAGAUUACACAACUUCUCUAUCAUCCCAAGAGCGACAGCAACUCAAUAACAGCCAGUCAAUGUGUACAACAGCUGCAGGUACUCCUUUUAAUGAGAGCCACUUGAAACCAAAUUCGGAAAGUUGGAAAGUCAAUUCAUCGGUGAACACUUCACAGUUGCAACAAACUGAGAAUUCUUCUGCUGGGAGUAGCCAAAAAUCUUCCCCAGUUUGUGGGAGAAAUGUUCCAUCAAUCUUAAGCUCGUGUCCCAGCCACUUAUCUGAGCUGAAGUAA